UGGCUGCGCGGCCAGAGCGUCUCAUCAAGGCACUGGGUCGGAGAAAUUAUAUUACUGGUAAGAUAAACAUGUAAUAGCAACAGAAAAGGAAUUGCUGACGAUCAAAUACGGCAUCAUAUUGUCUUAUCUGGGUCAGUUGCGAGAGUUUUUUUUAUAAACCUUUUUGCGGAUGAUUUUAAAAUGAGUUUGAUAUUGUUUUUAACGUUUUCACCAAGGACCGAUUAGAAAGCCGUGACCAGAUUUCCCGUAAGACCACUUUUAACGAAGUUAAUAUGGCAAAAAAUAUUAUAGACGUCCCAAGGGAUGAUUUAAGUAAGAUAUCGGAUGAAGAACUCAUUAAAAUGAGCAAAGAGGAGCUGCUAAGGAGACUCCGAAAAGUUGGUAAUGAAAAGAUGAACUUAAUGGUGGAACAUGGGAACAUGAUGAAGGACGUUAACCGGAGAUUACAAGUGCAUCUCCACGAGAUACGGAGCUUGAAGGAGGUGAACCAGAAACUGCAAGAAGACAACCAGGAGCUUAGAGAACUGUGCUGUUUCUUAGAUGAUGAUCGGCAAAAAGGGAAGAAGCUGUCUCGGGAAUGGCAGAGAUUUGGCAGGUACACUGCCAGUGUUAUGUGGAAGGAUGUUGGAAUAUUUCAGCAAAAACUGAAAGAUCUAGAGGCCACUCAAGAGAGUGUGCUGAGAGAGAAUGUUGAGUUAAAGGAGAUAAUUGUGAUGUUGGAUGAUGAGAGGAAUGGAGCUGGAUCCAGGAGCUCCAUUGACAGUCAGUCUAGUCUGACACAUAUGAAUGGAGGUUCUAGUACUGUUAGAGAUAUUGGGGAUGGAAGUAGUACCUCCAGUACGGGUAGUGCUGGAAGCCCAGAUCACCACCACAGUCAUAUACACAAGCCUUCAGAGGGCAAAAUAGGGUCCAUCAGAAGGUCUAUGGAUGAUCUGUCCACCAACCAUCUACACAGAAGCAUACCGAAUGGACUCAACGAUACAUCCUCAAACUACAUCCGUCAGCUAGAGACUAAAGUGCAGAUUUUAGAAGAUGACAACAAACAAGUAUUAUCCCAGCAGGGGAACGUCGGAGAUCUGAAGACACUUCGGAAAGGGUUGUCCCUUUAUCACUCAGAAUCCCAGCUCUCCUCGCUUUCACAGUACCAGGAUACAUUACAGAAUGGGUCUACAAGGAUGCCUGGAGGUGAUCUGCCGACCCCUGUCACAGGCUACCUGCCAGCAGCACAGAAACCUGAGGCUGUGGUACAUGCAAUGAAAGUAUUGGAGGUCCAUGAGAACCUGGACAGGAAGAUCCCAGAGGACUAUGAGGAGGAUCUCAGUGAGAAAGAGAAAGCCAUUGUCAGAGAGAUGUGUAAUGUGGUGUGGCGGAAGCUCGGUGAUGCUGCAGGAUCCAAACCCUCCAUCCGCCAACAUCUCUCUGGGAACCAGUUCAAAGGCCCUUUGUAGCUCCCAUGCCAAUGACCAGCAGGGCCCAGAACAAACAAACAAAUCUGUGAAAAUGACGAGAGGAACAAACAGUCUAGAAACUUUUGGGAAGAGCCACAAUAGAACUGUGCUCCUACUGCCAGCUCCUCUCAGUUUAUGGCAUUCAGUUGAGAUAUUUUAAACCUAUUACCUACAAUAACAGGUGUUAGUAUAUAAUAGGCUAUUUGAUGAUCUCACAAUUAGCACAAGCUAAAUCAUAGAUCUAUUUAAGUGCAUACCAUCCUAGUAUUUAUAAAAGGCAGCUUAAUGAAUUCAUUUCUCAUUGCAGUUAAGGAAAUAAAAGCACACAGCUCUUAGAGCAAUGCCCCAUUCAUGAGAUCCAUUUCACUCCUAAAAGCUUUUUGAAUUUGUCAAAAGACCACUCCAUAUUAUUCAUAUCCUCUAUAGAAGUGCUCCUUCUGUGAAAGAUGUACUGUACAUAAUACUGCACUUUUAUAUAAGUAAUAAGUGAAUUCUGCUGCUCAGUAGCUCAGCAGCUCAAUAAUCUUAGUAUAAUGUAAGAAAGUUAAUUUACCAUUUAAAAGAACAGUUCACCCAAAAUGAAAAUUCUGCCGUUAUUGGCAUAAUAAAACCACAAUAAAAGUAAUAACUUAGUGCUGUCAGCCAAUAAAUUUUUUCAAAUGCAAUUAAUUGUAUACAUUUUUUGUAGUUAAUUUAGAUUAAUCACAGAUUUUAAGAGCUGAAAUUUGACUCUGAAUAUACUUCUUUUUCUGUCACAAUGCAUUUUUUUCCCUUAUAAUGGAAGAAAACAUAACAACAUGUAACAAUAUAAUGCUGUAUUAACCAUGUCAUCCAAACAAAGCCCUCCACAGUAUAAAGAUAGAAAUGCACUAACAUUGCAUCAAUUUAAGUAACAUUAAACAUUUCCCAAAGUCUAAGUGGGAGUUUAUCUAAUUGAAAAACUAGUCCCCACAUAGUUUGCAUAUUCAUUGCAAUGUGCAUUAAAUCUAUUAAUCUCUCAUCCUCCACAAUAUUGAUCAGCCAGCAGACUGUGGUCAUCCAUUGUUACAGCAGCUGUGAAGCCACGUUCAUGAUUCACAUCAGGAUUUCAGCUCCAGCUUCAAGUGCCAAUUUUAACUCCGCAUGAAAAGCGCUUGCAGACAAAAACGUCUCAUUCUGCAUUUUGGUGAUACUUAAGACUUGACAUGCUUAUGUAAAUAAAUUGCACCUUACAUAGUUCCAUCUAGUUCCGUUUGUAGUUCAAAUAAGUUCCAUCUAGGCUUGUUUUGUACAUCAGAUAGCAUUAAGUGCUCCACAUCACUGUGUCACUGACACCAAAUCACUGCUGUGUGCGUUUGUAGGGUGUGCUUCAGUGCAUUGAAUUCGGGCGGACACAUAGCAAGGUUCCGCCCUUCCAACAAGUGUUCAUGCUGGUUUCUGCUAUAAUAACAGUAAAUGCGUUAAUCACGACUAAGAAAAAUGUAUGCGUUACACGAUUUAAAUGAAUCACACGCGGUGAUGCGAACAAUUUUUUUCAGCUCUAUACAAAUAAAAGUAAUUGAUAAAACUGAUUUCACACAUUAUGUAAAGAGAAGCGGUGAGAGCAAAUGAGGUUUGAUAUAAUCGCCAUAGCCACCAUAUUUGAUUUAAGAGGCUUAUUAAUGCUUUGAUUUGAAAGCAAAUAACACAUUUUAUUCUGUUCUUUUCACAAUGUGAUCAUAUCGCUUCAGAGGACUUAGGGCAUAUACAGUAGUGCAUUUUUUUUUUGUCCCUUUUCGGGCUUGACAGUCCAGAGCCUUUAUUAUCUUGCAUUAUGGCAAAUAAAGCUGGCGAAGACUUUGACGUGUUCCAUGAAAGAAAUUGUAAAUAAACGACAGAAGUUUCAUUUUUGAGUGAACUAUUCCUUUCAAUCAUUUUGUCCAAACAAUCCUAGAGCACAAACCUUCAGGUCACAAAGUUACAAGGCAUACUGUAUUAUUAAAAGUUCUAUAAAUCCCAAAUUGACAAUUGUAUUUAAAUGAAGGUGCUGUCAAUGCCCUAAUUUGUGUCUUUGUGGUCUUCAUAUAAAAGAUAAUCAUUUUUUCUCCGCCCAUUAUUUUUUUAAGAUGGCCCAAUAUAGUGCUCUUUACUGAAAAUGAGACCUGCAGUUAUUAUCAACUGUAUACAGUCCUUAAUUAAAAAUGCUGUUAAAUCUGUAUGAGGUGUACAGAUUAAUAUUAUAAGAACUGGAACUCUUAUACUUUGUGCACACCUUAACAUCUAGAUACAGCAUUGAUUAGGUUGUAAUAGUUUGACAGAUUUGUUCAGUGGUAAAUUAAGUUGGAAUAACAUUACUGGAAUAACAUUACUAAUUCCAGUUUGCAGUAAAAGGUCUCAUCAGUAUAAUGUUUCUGAAAGCAUUUAGUAUGUGAUGAAACUUUAACACAGUAAAUGUUAAUGACGUUGUCAGCGAUUGGACCAUGUAAAAUACCUUAGCCAAUCACAUUCUCAUUUACCCUUGUAUCCAGCUUAAAAUUUCUAUGCAUACUAAAUUCUUUAUUAAAUCAGGCCUAAUGUGCUUAUAAUUACUGGAUAAAUUGUGAGAAAAGUUCAGUAUGAGGUUUGCAUUAUUAAUCAUAGGGUUCUUUUGCUGAGCUUUUUGUGAAAUGUUGAAUUCUGCUCAUUAGGCCUUGUUCAUGAGACUUUCUAUCGGGUAACAUCUUUUUGUAUACAGUAUGUAUAUGAGAUAUCGCAAAGUCUUGAAUGUUCCAGGUCUAUAUACAGCCUAUAUUAGUCUUGUGAAUGGAAGGCUUCUAGUUGAGUGAGAACGCAGUAAAUGAGUUGUUCUUUGAGUUUUGUGUGAUAUAAUUCAGAUACAAUUUCUGUGUAUGCAAGAACUGCCUCAAAAGAUACUUGCUGCAUUCACACAAAAGUUCUUUUUUGAAAACAGUGACCCAAUAAGUCAUAAUUUUGUAUUGUUUUGUUGAAAUCAAAGCUAUUUUGAGCAUUUUAGAAAUACCUCGACUGAACUAAUUAUUUUUGUAUUAAACUUUUGUGUGCGGAUAUUUAUGAGAGCACUUUCGUGGUGCUAGUUGAAAUCACAUUCGUAUUGGAUGGUUUUGUUCACCUUGGAUGCAGCAGGCGGCUUUUGGCAGUGUGUUAACUUUUUUAGUUUUACCUGAAAGCGAACAAAAUGAGCAGCAAACAUUUGAAAAAGGAAAGAAAAUAAUUACAACAUUGUUAUGAAAUGGAUACUUUAUGAAUUUGGGUCAGUAAACCUUGCGUGCUCUGUUAACAGUAAAAAGACAGUAUAUAUUGUCUCGGUUUUGCUGUGAAUGUGUUUAAAGUGAACACAAUAUUAAACACCUAAAAAUAGGUGUUGAAAUAUACUCAUACAUUCUUAAAACUAUUUUUAAAAAGUGUCCUUUAUAAGCAGAUCUAGACUACACAACUACUGACUUUUUGGUAUUUGUUCAUUUUAAAGCACAACAGAAUCACAUGCUGAUAUUUUCCUAUUUUAUUUUUCAAAUGCACUGCUUCUUUUGUGAAAGAGAAUUUAAAAUGUUUGAAUCUUUCACGAAAUUCAAUGUUUUGUGUUGACUGUCUGUAUGUGAAACACUCAUAAAGUUGUAUUCUAGAACAUACAAUUCAGUGCUGUGUAAAUAACUAUUACUGUAGAAUUCCUGUAACUAGCAUGUGCUUAUAUAUUUUAAUAAGCUGUAUGUAGCUGAGAAUGGACCUGUAUUUUAGCAAAUAAAAAAUUAUAAAUAAAUUGCAAAUAACCCUAUUGUAGAGUAGAAAUAAAAAGGAAU
Messenger RNA from Xyrauchen texanus (razorback sucker), 5218 nucleotides. RefSeq names its product coiled-coil domain containing 85C, a (gene ccdc85ca). Gene Ontology annotation, cellular component: apical junction complex. The record is from RefSeq and is a predicted model, not a curated record. Lineage: Eukaryota; Metazoa; Chordata; Actinopteri; Cypriniformes; Catostomidae. The transcript has 6 exons. Bases 273 to 1448 code for a protein of 391 amino acids.